This is a messenger RNA of Centruroides sculpturatus (bark scorpion), 311 nucleotides long. RefSeq names its product alpha-like toxin CsEv5. Bases 41 to 289 code for a protein of 82 amino acids. Gene Ontology annotation, biological process: defense response. The record is from RefSeq and is a predicted model, not a curated record. Gene Ontology annotation, cellular component: extracellular region. Lineage: Eukaryota; Metazoa; Arthropoda; Arachnida; Scorpiones; Buthidae. The transcript has 2 exons. Gene Ontology annotation, molecular function: sodium channel inhibitor activity; toxin activity.
AGUAAAUCGCAUCGUCUCUUAAUUCAAGCAUAUCUUCACUAUGAAAAGUUUCAUUUUGUUCAUCUCCUGCUUGAUGGUAAUUGAUGUAUUCGUAGAAAGUAAAGAUGGCUUCCCACUUGAUAGCAAUGGUUGCAAAAUUAGCUGCGAUAAUAACGAUUAUUGUGAAACUCUGUGCAAGUCAAAAAAGGCAAACACAGGCUAUUGCACUUCAUCGGUGAUGAAAUGUUAUUGCGAAGGUCUUCCAUCAGAUGUUGACGCCUCGGACGACCCUACUGAAGAUUGCAACUAAAUGUAGAGAAAAGCUAUUGAUU